Molecule: messenger RNA, 2328 nt
Organism: Eimeria acervulina
Lineage: Eukaryota; Apicomplexa; Conoidasida; Eucoccidiorida; Eimeriidae
Product: neurofilament triplet M protein, putative
Exons: 9
Biological process (GO): intracellular protein transport; endoplasmic reticulum to Golgi vesicle-mediated transport; transcytosis
Cellular component (GO): Golgi stack; ER to Golgi transport vesicle membrane; endoplasmic reticulum
Source: RefSeq, a predicted model, not a curated record
AUGUGCAGCAGCAUUACUUUUGUUUUAAUUCGAGAGGGUCAUCGAUAUAUAAAUGAAGACAGCGAAGAGGCCUUUCUCUUUAAAGAACAAAUAAGUAAUGUGCUGCAGCAUCUAUCUGCAUGCAGCCAUAUUCACCCCGCUAUAGAGACUGCGAGAAGAGAGCUUGAAGAAGCUCUUAGGUCGCUGCUGCAACAGCAGCAGAAGCAGCAGCAGCAGAAGCAGCAGCAGCAGCAGCAGAAGCAGCAGCAGCAGCAGAAGCAGCAGCAGCAGAAGCAGCAGCAGCAGAAGCAGCAGAAGGCGGAUCUACGAACCUUCCGGCCUUCUGGUGGGCUGCUGCUGCGGGGGGCCCCCCGCAGCAGCAGCAAAGGCGAAGAGGAGACAGAGAGAAGGAAGCGGGUAGAGUUUGUGCCUCCUGAGGCGCAUGCACGCAGCAGCAGCAGCAGCAGCAGCAGGGGGGUGUCUCCAAGUUCGUGCUUGCUGAGUAGAAGCCUAGUGAGAGCCCCUGCAACUCGGCUUGAAAUGAACGCGAUGCAGCAGAGCGGCGGCAGCAGCAGCAGCAGCAGCAGCAGCAGCUGUCUCCGCCGGCCUUCUUUAAAUAUGCAUGACGGCGCCGUCCUCAGCAAAGAGAGACACCUCCUCUUUACUGCGGCGCCAAUCGCUCUUCAUGUGAGACAGGCCCACGCCGACACCCGUACCCUCGAGGGCCCCCAAGGGCCCCACGGUCCCCAGGGGCCCCAGGGGCCCCACGGGCUCCAGGGGCCCCAUGGGCCCCAAGGGCCCCAGGGGCCCCACGGGGCCCACGGGGCCUACGGGGCCUACGGGGCCUACGGAGCCUACGGGGCCCACGGGGGCCCCUUUGGGGGCCCUCUUGGGGGCCCCCCGGGGGCCCAUGGGGGGCCCCUCAGGAGGCCCCCUAGUCUCGUUAUUUCUCGUUUAAAAGCCAUCUCACUGUUACCUCCUAAGGCAGGGGGCGCCUAUCGCAGCAAAGCCGGGCCCCCAGAUAAGAAGAAGGGGGCCCCCGGUGAUAUUCUGUCUCUUUCUUCGUCUCUCACAAGGCCUCCAGCUGCCUAUACACCUGAAGAUAAAGAUGCAGCAGCAAAAGCAGCGGCUGAGCACACGUCAACGCCAAUCUCAAUGCCUUUGCCCGCCCUGCAGCGACAGCAGCAGCAGCAGCAGCAGCAGCAAAAGGGACAGCAGCAGAGCUUGCGGUCGUGUUUGCUGCUGGGUCAUGCAUCUGGAUAUGAUGCUUCUCCUGCUGCUAUUCCUGCGGCCCAGGGUGCUGCCGCUGAUGCUGCUGCUGCUGCUGCAUCCAAGGCAGCAGCAGCAGCUUCUCUUGAAGGGGGUGUGGGGCUCACCCCCGGUAAGGGCCCUGCAGGUGCCUUUCCUAAUAUAGAAUCCGCUGUAGCCAAAGAGGAAGAGCAGCAGCAGCAGUAUCGGCAACAGCAGCUGCAGCUGCAGCAGCAACGGCUGCAGCAACAGCAGCAGCAACAGCAACAGCAGCAACAGCUGCAGCAGCAGGAGCAGCAACAGCAGCAGCAACAGCAGCAGCAGGAACAGCAGCAGCAGCUGCAGCUGCAGCUGGUGCAGCAAGAGCAGCAAAAGCUGCAGCAUCUGCAGAUGCAGCAAGAGCUGCAGCGGCAGCAACAGGAGCAACAGCAGCAGCAACAGCAGCAACAGCAGCAGCAGCAGCAGCAGCAGCAGCAGCAAAUAGAGUGGAAGGCAUCUUUCUCGAAGGAGCAAGGGGGCGUCUCCAAGACAGCAGCUGUUGAACGAAAGGAGACAGGGGGGCCUCCCAAAGAGCAGCAAGGAGACAGAGAGACAGAAGGUAGGCAGCUGUCUGCUGUGGGUACACUCGAAUUAAAGACAAAGACAGAGGCCCCUCAAUUGAAUAAGGAGACAGCAGCGAAGGGCCCCCCUGAUGCACGCCCUUCUUUAAAAGAGAGAACAAAGUCUAAGGAAGCAGCAAAGCAAACAACUUCGCUGCGCCGGGAGGCCGUUGAUGGGGGCUGCGUGGUGAUGUACAUAUCUCAUAUAAAGGAUUUGAAGGGCGGAGGCACGGAGCCUCGCACUUUCCAAGUUGUGCUGCAUUCAUCGAAUGAAGACCCCAUCGCUCUUGCUCGUGCAGGCAUCGGCUUAGUAUCGGAGUGUCAUUCCACCCGCCUCGAACCCAAAGGGCAACCACCGCGAGUUUGCAACUUUGAAGAGGAGCUGUGGAUAUCUCACGAAGACGAGCAAAGAGGCAUUCACCUCAGCAUAUUAGAAAAAACAAAAGACGACAAAUAUAAAAUCUUCGCAACGUCAGGAGUCUUGCCUCUUCAAACUGUCUCU